AUGCGCAGUACUCCUCUAGGGAUUGAAGAAGAAGAUGACGAAAUGGGGGCGAACCGUGCCGUGGCUUGGGAGUCGGGACAACAACACCAGGCCACUCCAGAGAAUGCGGUGCCCGCGGAGGUUCUCACGUUGAUAGACGAUCAUCAUAUCCUGCGUGGGAGGAAUGCGCGGGAAGCAAUACGCAGUACUUGUUGGAAUAUCAUUGGAGAGAUGCAGGCGGCUUACUACUUCCUGGAGGGAAGAGAAAAGUCGUUAUUAGCCGCGGGCCAAUCAGCGCGCGGCUGCGAGGACACCCCAUUUGCCAUUUGCGCCGUCGUCGUCUUUUGUCGCGGAUUAUUGCUGGUCCUGCUCGAGAAUCCCCAAGUCCUGGCAGCGAUCGAACAGGAACACCCAAUUCUCACGCUCACCACGCUCACGAUAUCCGCCACUCCAACUCCAACUCUCCCGGCCCAAUUCCUCAGUUCUAGUUCCACUUCCACGGCCAAAGCCCGUGAGCUCGACCUUGGGCUCUGGCGCUGGAUCUUGCCGCCGCCGCCCACGUUUGUGGACCCGUGGACCCCGAGACAUCCCCUCCGCCCCCCUCCGCCAGGCGCUCCCUCCUUGGUGCGAAGCAGACGAGCCAUAUGCUGGGCACAGAACCGUCCCCUAGCCGCUCACUAUCCUGAUUGGCGAGCCCUGGUGGAAACAUUGUUGCAGCGCCUUACACCUUACAAGUUGCAAGUUACAACUUUCCACCUUCCCAGCACUUCGAGCCAGUCUGGUGCAUCAAACAGAGCCUGGAGGGCUGCUAACCCCCCCCUCCCUUCCGCCCCCCAAAGAUCGACCCCGUCCGUCUAUCAACACAACAUGGAGGAGGUCAAAACAACGCGACGACUGACCAAGAAACCGCCCCCAGCAUGCGAUAAGUCCUCCCUCUCCAUUCGCAGUCAGAAGAGCUCUGGCAGCCUGCAGAGAGCUCCCUCUGCCCCCAACCCCAACGGCCCAUACUACAGAUCCCAUCCCUCCCAGCGCCACAGUCGAACUGCCUCCAUCCCGAAUCCCACUGCCUACGCCUCCUCCAAUUCAUCUCUCGACUAUCAAAUAUCUGGCCCGUCACCCGCACUAGGGGUCUCAGAGUUCGGUGCGCCCACGGGCCGGGGCCCCUUCGAUCAUACAUCGACGCCCCUCACGGAAAAAACAUCGGAGGAGUUGAUUGGGGCUCCCUUCGACGGGUCGAGUAUCUUGAACCAUAUCGAAUCAUCGAAAAUCACGGGCUAUCAGAGCGCUCUGCGACGACCACCGCCGCCACCACUAUCACAUACGAGCCCCGAUCCGCGGGGUCUAGGGCCGCCUCUACGACAAUCAGCGAGCUUCACGGUGGGAGACAGGAUGAAUGAGAAGAUACAGCCGCGCAUUGGUGAGAGCCAGCUCAUCAGUCCGAAGCGCUAUUCGGACGAGAGUAAAGAGCCCAAGCUGGGUAUGAUACGGAAGAAGUCGGGUUUCUCAGGCUUCAUGAACCAGAUCGGCAUCGGCUCUCCUCGAGGUGUCAAGAUAUCCGCCCCAGAGAACCCCGUUCACGUCACGCACGUUGGAUACGACCAAGAUACUGGACAAUUCACUGGCCUGCCGAAAGAGUGGCAACGAAUGCUCAAUGAUAGUGGAAUUACAAAGAAGGAACAACAGCAGCACCCGCAGACCAUCGUAGACAUCGUAGGAUUUUAUAAGGAAAAUGCAGAGAAGGGAUCAGACGAGGUAUGGGACAAAUUCGAUCAUGCCAAUGUGCCAGAGAUGCGAGUGGGGGUCUCAAAUCCUGCUCUGGUAUCACCAGGGCUCCUCAACACCCCAGGACCUUACGGAUCGAUGACAAGCCCGCCCGCAAGUCCGCGGUUUCCUUCGAACCAUGAGACGAGCUUUGAAAACCCUAGAUCUCCGCCCCCUGUGCCACGAGGGACAGCUUCAGGGCCGCCUCAAGGCGUAGGGCUAGCUCUGCAACCAAAGGAUGCCAACGGCCUCGUACCGAGUCGUCCAGCACCGAGACCACCAGUUGCUCUCCAAGGGCCCACCAGAGCUACACCCCCACCUAUUCUGGCCAAAGACUCGGGAAUAUCUAUGCCUCGUCAGAGCGACGACCUCCCCGCAAUUGCAUAUGUGCCACCGACACAAGCAGAUGCCCCGCCUAUGCUCCCCGAGGAACACAGAUCACGAUCGAACUCGCGCGUUAAUGGUACUCCUCCAUUUGCAACCCCGGUGCAAAGUCUAUCCCCUCAAAUCUCAUAUCAACAACAACUUGCAGAGCAACAGCAGACAGCUAUGAUGCAGGCACAACAGUCCCAACUAGGACGUGCUCCUAGCAAGCGCGUGCCCCCUCAGCAACCUACCCCGCCAACUCCUCAAGGCCAAUUCCAGCGCCCUCCUGAGCUCAAUGGUGUACCUCACCCUAGCCAGCAGGUAAGAGCGGGACCGGGGCCCCGUCCCAGACACCGCCCACGGCAGAGCACGGGUUUUGAUAUAGUUGCCCGCCUUAAACAAAUUUGCACGGAAGGGGACCCGAGAGAUAUUUAUAAGGACCUGACAAAAAUUGGCCAAGGCGCUUCAGGUGGUGUGUUUACUGGUUAUGAAAGGGGCACAAACCGGCUAGUGGCGAUCAAGCAGAUGAACCUAGAGCAGCAACCGAAGAAGGAUCUCAUUAUCAACGAAAUUCUUGUCAUGAAAGACAGCUCACACCCAAACAUCGUCAAUUUUAUCGACAGUUUUCUGGUUACUGGGGAACUCUGGGUCAUAAUGGAAUUCAUGGAGGGAGGGAGCUUAACCGAUGUUGUUACAUUCAACAUCAUGUCUGAAGGCCAGAUUGCUUCGGUAUGUCGCGAGACAUUAAAGGGGCUGCAGCACCUACACUCGAAGGGCGUUAUCCACCGAGACAUCAAGUCUGAUAAUAUCCUUCUUUCGUUAGAUGGAAAUAUCAAACUAACGGAUUUUGGCUUUUGCGCACAAAUCAACGAAGCUCAUAACAAGCGAACCACCAUGGUCGGAACUCCUUAUUGGAUGGCACCGGAAGUUGUGACGCGGAAAGAGUAUGGCCGCAAGGUCGAUAUCUGGUCCCUGGGUAUUAUGGCCAUUGAGAUGAUUGAAGGAGAACCCCCAUAUCUUACCGAGUCGCCACUUCGCGCCCUCUAUCUCAUCGCCACAAACGGCACCCCCGCGAUCAAGGAUGAGCAUGCCCUCAGUCCUGUAUUUAAAGACUUCCUUUAUUUUGCACUAAAGGUUGAUCCCGAGAAGAGAGCCAGCGCGCAUGAUUUACUACGACACGAUUUUAUGAGGCAAUGCUCGGACCUUGGCCAACUAGCACCCCUUGUCCGCUCCGCGAGAAACGCAAGAGCCCAGGAGAAAGCCCAAAAGGCAGUUUCGUAA
Venustampulla echinocandica is the source of this 3387-nucleotide messenger RNA. RefSeq names its product Protein kinase-like (PK-like). The transcript has 7 exons. The record is from RefSeq and is a predicted model, not a curated record. Gene Ontology annotation, molecular function: protein serine/threonine kinase activity; ATP binding. Lineage: Eukaryota; Fungi; Ascomycota; Leotiomycetes; Helotiales; Pleuroascaceae. Gene Ontology annotation, cellular component: cytoplasm. Gene Ontology annotation, biological process: protein phosphorylation; intracellular signal transduction; regulation of MAPK cascade. Bases 1 to 3387 code for a protein of 1128 amino acids.